AUGUUCUCUCCUCUCGUCGUCGCCUCUCUGGCGAUGCUGACCCUCGCCGUUGGUCCCCAGAUCGAUGGCUACACUCGCAGCGACCCAGGCACUUCCGCCAUCUCGGUCCCGGUCAAGGACGGCUGCUCGACCUUCAUCUCGCACUCCGUCUACGAGGGAACUACCCUUGAUGCGGCUCGCUGUACAGCUGAGUGUGAUGACUCCUGCGACGAUUGCCACUUUGUCAACACCUGGAUGGAACUCAAGGAUGGCCAGCCGACCCGCCAGAUCUGCGCCUUGUACACUACUUCCUACACCGACGCUGAUGCCACCUCCAAGAGCUACACCCGUCCUUCCGACAGCACGGUCGUGACGUCAUGCCCCGUCAAGAAUGGCCAGGGCAGUGGUUCAUCUUCUGGUUCAAGCAGCGGUGCCAGCGGCUCCGCUUCUGGCUCAAACAAUGCUAGCAGCGGCUCCGCCUCUGGCUCAAGCAACAAUGGUAGCGGCUCCGCCUCUGGUUCAAGCAACAAUGAUAGCGGCUCCGCCUCUGGUUCAAGCAACAAUAAUAGCGGCUCCGCCUCUGGUUCAAGCAACAAUGGUAGCGGAUCCGCCUCUGGUUCAAGCGAUGGCGCGAGCGGUGUCUCCUCCCCGGACGCUUACACCACCGAGGUCGUCGAUCAGUUCACUACCUACUUUCCCUCUCCCACAACUAUCACCUACGGGCCAAGCCAGACCUACGUCGUGACCGAAGCCGGCUCCGUCACGAUCACCGACUGUCCUUGUACCAUCACUAAGCCAGUCUCCAACGGAGGUGCAGCUCCAACCUACGGCAGCGGCUCUGGCAACGAUGGUGCUCCGUCUUACGGCGGAAACGGCGGCUCUGGGUCUGAUGGCGGGUCACCACCUUACUACGGGGGAGGCGGUGAUGACCCCAACGGCGAAGACGGCGAUCCCACCGUGACCGAUGGCCCGACUGCGACCGGCACUGAUUCGACUGCGACCGGCACUUCGACCACGGCCACUGAUGAUCCAAACGAUGGCGGUGACGGCGACCCGACCGACGACACCUCAUCCACCACCACCGGAACUGCUACCGGAACCGCUUCUACUACCACUGACACUGCUUCAUCUGCCACUGCUUCAUCUGCCACUGCUUCAUCCGCCACUGCUUCAUCCGCCACUGCUUCAUCUGCCACUGCUUCAUCUACCACGGUUAGCGGUGAACCCGACCCGAACACCACCACGACUGCUACUAUCACGACCACUGACGGCACUUCGUCUACUACCACGUCCAGUAGCGCUACUUCAACACCAUCGGACUGUGUUCAGGCUGGUGGAACCUGCUCCGGCCUGCUGGGCUCUAACGGGUUGCUGCUAUCGGAUGAUUGCUGCGAUGGAUCCAGCUGUUUCCCAACCCUCGACAUCAACGCUCGGUCCUUGAAAGGCGGCUCGCUCCUCAGACGUCAGACUCUACUUGGAACUUGCUCGGGCGGAAACCCCGACGACGGCACCUGUAAUGCUGCGGGCGAUGCAUGUGAUGCUACGGGUGUCCUCGGCCUCGAUCCAUGCUGCGCGGGAACGACCUGUACUACUCUCGGACUCACCCUUAACGGCUUGGCUGUGCAAGUCGACCAGUGUGUAGCCGAUGAACCGGUGACCGGCCCAUUCAACUGCGCGACCGAUGAAUCGGAGCAAUGCUGUACCGCGAGCGCAGCCAAUGCGCUUCAAUUACUCUGUACUGCUCCAUCCUCCACUGACAUCAGCUCUUGUGGUACCCAACCCGCGUACUGCUGUCCCAACGACGGCGUUCUCAACGUUCUCAAUGGAGUAGUCUACACUGGCUGUCAAGCUGCGCCUGGCGACGGUGGGGACGGCAGCGACAGCAACGGCGCGAACGGCGACGUGACCUUCACAUGCGCAAAUGGCGAAGCCAGAUGCUGCACUGACGCCGAUGGCCUUGGCCUCAAUCUCCUGUGCACAGGGCUCGAGGUUGACGGCACAUGUUCGGCUGAUCAAACUCCGAGAUGCUGUGAUGGAGACCAAACACUCGGCGCGGUGCUAGCUUUGAACUGCGCAGCCCCAGCAACCACUACUCCCGUUGAAGGUGGUGGAGGUAAUAGCCCAACGACCUUCGCUUGCGCAGCCAACUACGACCCUACAUGCUGUCCUGCGACCGCCAUUACCGGUGGUCUCGGGGUCGGUGCUGCCUGCCAGGAUCCUACGAACUCUGCGUGUGCAAACACGCUCCUCGCCGAGCCAUUAUGUUGCCCGACAGGCCUCCUCGUGCCGACACACGUCAAUGCUGCCCUGUCGGCGAUGUCUCCGAACUUGGUGCACUCUGCACUGAAGCCACGACCGACGACACUGCCACAUGUGAAAGUCUGCUUGGCGGCAGCUCUGCGUACUGCUGCUCUGGCAGCGUCCUGGGCCUCGGUCAAGUGCUCUCAACUGGCUGCGACCCUGCAGGUAUAG
This is a messenger RNA of Zymoseptoria tritici IPO323, 2451 nucleotides long. Its product is annotated as hydrophobin-like protein. Gene Ontology annotation, molecular function: structural constituent of cell wall. The record is from RefSeq and is a predicted model, not a curated record. Gene Ontology annotation, cellular component: fungal-type cell wall. The transcript has 10 exons. Bases 1 to 2451 code for a protein of 816 amino acids. Gene Ontology annotation, biological process: fungal-type cell wall organization. NCBI's taxonomy places the organism in Eukaryota, Fungi, Ascomycota, Dothideomycetes, Mycosphaerellales, Mycosphaerellaceae.